Molecule: messenger RNA, 410 nt
Organism: Diabrotica balteata
Lineage: Eukaryota; Metazoa; Arthropoda; Insecta; Coleoptera; Chrysomelidae
Source: the annotation of a GenBank genome assembly
AUUUGUUAAUAAUUUUUGUGUGAAUCAUAUUGUUUUUAAUAUAGAGGUAGCUAUUUUACUGAAACCAUGAAUAAAGUACUUUUAGUAUUUGUUUUGACAAUUGUCGUAAGUCAAGUACUUGCUGAAACUUCUGGUCGCGUUGGAUUCAACCUAAAAUGCGGAGAAAAUGCUGUACAAGGUUGUGCUCCUUGUUGUCCAGAAGCAGAAGCAACUUGCUCCAACAAAGUUCCUCAGAAAUGCUCUGGUAUUUGUACACGUGAAUGUAGAAUCCAAUGUCGUUGUAUUCAAGGAUACUUGAAAGACACAGAAACUGGAAAGUGUGUAAAAGAAUGUUAAUUUUCUAGUUCUAAAAACCUUUAAUAUAAAUUUAUUAAUUAAUGGUGCAAUGUAAAAUAAAAAUGUAUCAAAUA